ACCAGGACUCAGACAGCGGGAGAUGAAGCAGGUAACAGAGUUAGGGUCACAGCUGCUACAGACCCUGUGGUGGAGGCUGGGGGGAUGCCGAGGACUGACGACAAGGGCUGUCCAAGAGCCCCUCAGGGAGUCAGAGCCCCUACUUGGUUCUGUGAGGCCCUUCCAGGCCAUUCCCCAGAACCAAGGCAACCCCUGGACCAAGAUGCUGCGAAUAUGGAAGGGCAAUGGUUAUGAGAACUUACAUCUUGAGACCCAGAAGAACUUUCAGAAACUAGGACCCAUCUACAGGGACAAGAUGGGAACUUCCAGUAUAGUGCAUAUUAUGAUGCCCCAGGAUGUGGAGAAGGUGAUGAAGGCUGAAGGACAAUUUCCCCAGAGGAAUCAGAUGAUCCCCUGGUUAAAGCACAGACAGAGCCGAAAGCUCAAACAUGGCCUCUUCCUCCUGAAUGGGAAAGAGUGGUUCCAUAAUCGAGUGAAAUUGAACCAGGAAGUGCUCUCCCUAAAGAGUACUGGUCAGUACAUCCCCUUCGUGAAUUCUGUCUGCCAAGAUUUUGUUAAAUGCCUGAAUAAUCAACUGCAGAAGAAUGUUCGAAAGUCUCUCACCUUCAACAUCUGCCCCUAUGUUUUCAGAUUCACUAUGGAAGCGGGCACCUAUGUCUUAUAUGGAGAACGGCUGGGACUGCUGAGCAACAACCCAAAUCCUGAGGGUCUGAGGUUCAUCCAGGCCAUGAGCAACAUGCUCUCUUCCACAUCCCUGCUCCUCUACACACCGCUGAUCCUGAGCCAGUUGAUCAAUUCCAAGCUGUGGAAAGUGCACUUAGAAUCUUGGGACCAUAUUUUCCAGUAUGCUGACAAGUGUAUUCAGAAAAUCUACCAGGAGAUGUGUUUGAAUGGCUCACCCCAGUACUCGGGUAUCAUGGCUGAACUGCUGGCGAGAGCUGACCUCUCUCUAGAUGCCAUUAAAGUUAACAUAACGGAACUCACGGCCGGAAGCGUGGAAACGACAGCUUUCCCUUUGGUGGCAACCCUCUUUGAGCUGGCCCGGAACCAAGAACUGCAGAGUGCUUUGAGAGCAGAGACUAAGGAGGCAGAGACACGGCUCAAAGAGCAGCCCCAGCUCUUGGUCAAGGAGCUGCCCCUUCUGCGUGCUUCCAUCAAAGAAUCCCUGAGGCUUUAUCCAGUUGGUUCAAUUAUACAUCGCUACUUGGCCAAGGACACGGUCCUGCAGAAUUACCAUGUUCCGGCUGGCACCCUGAUCGAGAUCUCCCUCUAUGCCAUGGGCCGCAGUCCGGAGGUCUUUGUCAGACCUGACCACUAUGACCCGUCUCGCUGGCUAGCCCCCAGCUUUGAGCAGUCCAAUAAUCAGAUCUCCAACUUCCGCUUCUUGUUCUUUGGCUUUGGGAUUCGCCAGUGCAUUGGCCGCAGGCUAGCCGAGAGUGAAAUGCUCCUCUUACUGCACCAUAUCUUGAAAAACUUCCAUGUGGAGACCUUAAGUAAGGACAACUUGGACCUGACCUACCGCUUUAUCCUUCACCCCAAAUCCUUCCCACUCUUUACCUUGCGUGAGCUCAAUUAACCUUGCAUCCUUGCCUCAAUAAGCAGAAUCCCUGCCUGGUCCCUCCCCUGGACUGAGUCUCCUAACCCUUCAGUAUUUGACGGUGUGCAACUUGAAAUAAAAGGAACUGAUUUCCAA
Messenger RNA from Antechinus flavipes (yellow-footed antechinus), 1693 nucleotides. RefSeq names its product cytochrome P450 11B1, mitochondrial-like. The transcript is spliced from 9 exons. Lineage: Eukaryota; Metazoa; Chordata; Mammalia; Dasyuromorphia; Dasyuridae. Gene Ontology annotation, molecular function: steroid 11-beta-monooxygenase activity; corticosterone 18-monooxygenase activity; iron ion binding. Gene Ontology annotation, cellular component: mitochondrial inner membrane. The coding region runs from base 23 to 1576 and encodes 517 amino acids. The record is from RefSeq and is a predicted model, not a curated record. Gene Ontology annotation, biological process: cholesterol metabolic process; glucocorticoid biosynthetic process; cortisol metabolic process.